Messenger RNA from Lotus japonicus, 1119 nucleotides. RefSeq lists its product as uncharacterized. The transcript has a single exon. Gene Ontology annotation, molecular function: DNA helicase activity. Bases 1 to 1119 code for a protein of 372 amino acids. Gene Ontology annotation, biological process: DNA repair; telomere maintenance. Lineage: Eukaryota; Viridiplantae; Streptophyta; Magnoliopsida; Fabales; Fabaceae. The record is from RefSeq and is a predicted model, not a curated record.
AUGAGUAAAUGGUGUUACGAGGCUUUGGAUAAGUGCUUGAGAGACAUUUUGAGGUUCACCCCAGGAUAUGACUCCAGCUUGCUGUUCGGAGGAAAAGUUGUGGUUCUGAGCGGUGAUUUCAGGCAAAUCUUACCUAUAAUUCCAAGGGCAUCCAGGAAAGAUGUCAUCAGUGCAACAAUAAAUUCAUCCUAUCUAUGGCCUUUUUGUGAAGUUCUUUGUUUGACAAAGAACAUGAGACUCCUGCAAGGAUCUUCGUGCUCAAGUGCAUCAGAUAUAGCAGAAUUUUCAGAAUGGCUGUUGACUAUAGGUGAUGGUAAGGUCGGACAGCCAGUUAACGGCGAAUCAGAAAUUCAAAUACCAGAUGAAAUCCUUAUAAAAAACUCAGAAACCGGUUUUGAAGACUUGGUCAAUUAUACCUACCCUGAUUUGUUGCGUAACAUGUCUAACUCUGAAUACUUCAGGGAAAGAUCCAUUUUGGCCCCCACGAUUGAACUGGUUGGAAAGGUCAAUGAUUACAUGAUGUCUCGGGUCUCGGCAGAAGAAAGGGAAUACUUGAGCUCUGAUUCAAUAUACAAAGAAGACGGCAAUGUUGAGAGUGAGCUGGAUGCAUUUUCCCCCGAGGUAUUGAAUGCGAUGAACUGUUCAGGACUGCCACCGCAUAAGUUGAGUUUGAAAAUUGGAGUCCCAGUAAUAUUAAUGAGAAAUAUCGACCGGUCCAACGGAUUGUGUAAUGGAACAAGAUUGACGGUGAAGAGAUUUGGAGACCAUGUCAUUCAGUGCACCGUUCUAACUAGGACUAAAGCUGGAUCUACUGUACUGAUUCCUAGGAUGACCAUGAAUACAAAUAACACAAAUCUACCGUUCCAAUUUCAGAGACGGCAGUUGCCUAUAUGUGUCUGCUUCGGUAUGACGAUAAACAAAGCGCAGGGACAAACACUAGGGUGUGUUGGGUUAUAUCUUCCAAGACCGGUUUUUAGCCACGGACAAUUAUAUGUGGCGCUAUCAAGAGUCAAAAGCAAACAAGGGCUAAGGAUCCUCAUAGAAAACCACGACGAUCUCCCUUCUAAUACAACAAUUAAUGCUGUGUAUGAAGAAGUGUUUGACAAUAUAACUCCAUAA